Hymenoscyphus albidus is the source of this 4368-nucleotide messenger RNA. The record is from the annotation of a GenBank genome assembly. NCBI's taxonomy places the organism in Eukaryota, Fungi, Ascomycota, Leotiomycetes, Helotiales, Helotiaceae.
CCGCCGCUAGACGAGUAAUCUCAUUCUUUAAUCUCUCUGUCAAGAUAUCCAUCGCUGCCGUUCGUUCCGAAGCGGGCAGUAAUGAAGAGCCCUCCGGAGUAGCAGUGCGUGCCAACAAGAUUCCUAAAGCAUGAAUUGCACGCUGUCUGACUUCCAAGUCGGCGUCGUUGGCUGUCACGCGACCAACAAUCACCUUGUAGAGUUGUUGCAAAUCUGUUUUAUGGCUGGAUGAUACUGAUCUAAAUCUUGGUGGUGUCAGAGCCUUGACUAAUUCCUCGACAGUUCCGAUAGCUUCACUAGAGAUUUUAUAGUUUCUGUCAUUUACAGCAGAAACAACGCCUGGGACAAUCUUAGCCAAGAACGGUUGCAGAACACUCGAAGAAUGGGUCUUAGCGAUGUCGCCGAUUAGGCCAAGUGCAGCAAUUCGUAGGGUAUUUGCAGUCGCUGAAGCAGCUCCUCCACUAGUGAUUGCAGCUGAUCCCGAGUAUCCUGAAGUAGUCUUGAUUGCGUCGACUAUGGGCUCAACAAUCUGGUUGAAGUACUCGGCUAGGCCACCAUUUUGAACGGAAACAACAUCAUCCAAGAGGUUGAUCAAGGCUUGUUUAGUUGGAAUUGAGCUACCUUUAAGAAGCUUAGUGGUUGCCUUGACAAUCGCAGGGCUGAGCCGCGCUAAAUCUGCUCUUGGGCCCGAUGCCGGGACUGGCUCGGCUGUUGGCGAGAUCAAUCCUGCGGACGCGGAGAGGAAAGAUUUUGUGUCGAAUGUAGCACUACUACUCUCUCUUCUGCGUUUCUUACUCUGGGGUGCAUGGUUGGCGUACUCGGAUUCAUCACCGGAGAGCUUGACAAACACGCCUUCGCCAGUCUUUCGAACAAGAGAGGACAUGGUCGCAAUGACCUCCAGUCGAACGUUUUCUUCUCGUUCACUAAACCGUUGAACGAGGAUAGGGGCGACUUUGGCGUACAACGUACCAUCGUCUAGUAAAUCUCCACUUCCCCUAGUGGAAAUGAUGGUAUAGAGUGUCUUGGCUGCACAUCGACGGACUUUCCAGCUGGCGUCAUCGUCGUCGUCGUCAAAUCCGGCCUCGGCCUCGAAAUCAUCAUCGUCGCAAAAGCCGUCUGCCUCGUCGUCCUCUUGUGUUCCUCCCAUUUCCUCGUCUUCGUCAUCAUCAUUGUAAUUGGGGUCAUACUUCAAAAACCGAAGGGCAGCAGAAAUUGUCUCAUCGGUGAAAUCACGCAUUUCGCCGCCACAAGAAGCAAGGAAACCUUCCAAGGCCACAAGAGCAGAUUCACGAACAUCAUCCAACUCUGUAUCUGGCUCGCCAUCUUCGGCGGAGUUUUCAAGUUGAUCAUCUAGCUCCUGUUGGCUCAAUGCUGAGAGAACAAACGGAGCGAGAGUUUUCAAAUAAUGGCCAAACCGAGAAGGAAUUGAUCUCGCCAUGGAUCCAAGAAUUGUGAUAUACAAGCGUCUUUGGUUCGAGGUAAGAUGAGGGCUCCGAAGGCCUUCAAUCAGGUGAGAAACAAAGCCACUCAGAUCAUCAUUGGUGAGAUAGGUUGCAAGAAUACACAUGGCAACAACCGCUCGCUUUUUGACUACCGAGCCGCCACGGUCAGAUUCCAGUAUUUCAAGUAACAGGUUUUGGAAGGCCUCCACUUCGACCUGCUGAAGCAUGGGACCGAAGCAUCUCACAACCUCAAUCAGAACAUCCACAGCCUCCGAGUCCAAUUCCUUAUCCGAGUUUAGAUCCAGCAUGCUUGGUGGGGGCGGUGGGAGCUUCACGCCCUUUGAGGGCUUGUUUGCAACCAAACGGCCAACCAGGCGUGGAAUUAGAACCUGGCUGAUGGAUUUAUAUGCUUCAUUCACCUCCUUCGUCGCUGCAACACCGGUAGUUGGUCGGGGUAGGGUUAUAACGACCGUUCGAAGGGCCAUCGCCGGAAUGGAAUUAUCGACCGAAUUUUCGAUGUUCAAAGUCGACAGCUUCUCAAUGAGAGGGGACAAGAUCGAGCCGGGAAGUUUUGUUACAAGCGGACCAAGACUGCAGGCACUUAUCAGUUUCCGGAGGGCAAACCGUGUUGGGUUCCUAGGGAGAAUACAUACCACUUGAUGGCCAAGUUUUGGACUUCGCCGUUCUGGUCAUCCAGAGUCUUGAGAAUUCCAUCGACGGUUUUUGCGGCGGUGUUAUAAUCAUGGUGGAGGAAAUCGGACUUUCCAAUCGUCAAGACUUGAAAAAGAUCGUUCAGAGACAUGUAACGGAAGUCUGGAUCGACAUCCUGAAGCUUAGGGAGUAGCGCGGCUACCGUUUGCGAGGUCGGAUUCUGGGGGAUCUGGCUCGACAUCUUGGAGUUGCGUCGAUCGGUUCGCUCGUUUCUGCGUGAGGAUUACCAAAGGGUCUAGAUAGCUCCAGCUUUCUGCGACAAGCGAUCACCGCAAGUUGGGUAAGUCGGGGACCAUUCACAAAAUAGAAGUUGGGUGGAUUCUGUUGAGCGGGGAGGACGGUGGUUGAUGGUUGCCUUCCUAUGCGGAAUACUCGUAUGCGGCGGGGAGUGGUUGAUUAUGAAGCUGUAGGUAGCUCGGUGGGAAUGGUGUUGGUGUUGAGGUUGAGGGAGAAGAUGCGUGGGGAAAGGUCGAGGUUGAGCCUGAGGUGGUGGUAGGAAAGGAAGGUCUUCAGGUUGAAGUUGAGCAGAUGCUCCUUUGAGGUGGCCAGGAACAAUUCCAUCAACCUCAAGUAGUUCACUGGGACCGGGACUGGAAAGUGGACGCGGAUGGGAGCCUGUCACCUCAUUCACUCACCUCAAGCAUGGUGGGGUAAACUUCUGGUAUGGGUGUUGGAGUUGAUUCUCGGCUGCCUUACAGAGUCUCAGGCACCGCAAGGCACACAAGACAGAGGUACCACCACCUGGAGCCACUGACUCACUGACAGAGGUACCUACUCAGGCGAGUCAGGCUAUUCUCACCCUCCGUCGCAGUACUCACUGGUAUAUUACUCACUAUGGUGUGCACUCACCAGACUGAUACUCUGUACUGAAGUAUUGACCUACGAGUAAGCGAGCCAGAGCUCGAGAAGCUCGGUCCGCUCUGCUAUGUAUUCCCGGAAAUGGCCGGACCGGGAGCCCGGGUCGAGAGAGAGCUCUGACAGCAGCUUCUGCUCCUCUGCCAGGCUUCGUGACUUCGUCCUUCCCGUCUCAACUCACUCCAUCUCCCUCAAUUGAGACGGUACGUAGUGGUCAAUCCAUCACACGCUCUCUGCAUUGCUCAUCGCCCUCUCCAGACCAUCUUCUGUACGUAAUUGUUCAGUUCCCCCGCCACAAUGGCCUUCUCAAGAGUUGCUGCUAUGCGAUCGAGCUUUCGUGCCUUACGACCAUCCACGGUGCGCCCUCAAUUGUUCCGCCAGGUUGCGCGCAGAACCUACGCUAGUGGAGGACACCAUGAGACCAAGGCUGGUGGAGAUGCUGUCUGGUAUGUGGCGAUCGGGAAAAAAACUCUUUUUGAAUACUUGCUUACGACGUCAUUUAGGGCUGCUGGGGCUGUUGCGGUAACCAUACCAUCAUGCUGUAAGUGUUAUUAGUUGGCUAAAUUCUGGUUAAGGCGGAAACUUCUCGUCUACUGCCUACUACCUACUAUCUACACUUCUCUAACCCAAAUCAUUGGUCCUGUACUGACUAGAUUGUUCAAAAAGGGCUCAUUCUUCGAAACAACCCCGACGACGCGCAUGGCCAUGAUAGCCACGGGGCUGCCCAUGGUAAGGACCAUAGCGAACAUCACGAAGAGCCAGAGGUCAAGGAGGAGAAAUCCGAGGAGCCAGAGUCUGAGGCUAAGGAAGACGAGGAGAAGGGAGAACCUGAGGAGGACAGUAAAUCAGAAGAUUCCGGAUCAGACGAGGAAAAGACUUCCGAGACCCCAGACACCUCCGACGAAGAGAGCAGCGAAUCAGAGUCUGAUGGUAAAAAUACGAAGAAAGAGAUCCCAGAUGCUAAAGGAGGUUCCAAAAAGAGAAUUGAGAGCGAGAAGGGCGAGAAGCAAGGAGAAGCGAAGGAUCUGGACGAGGGUGCUCGUAAAGUAAUCUUCUCCUAGCCAUAUGCUACUCACGCCUUAUGUUGACUUGAUACAGACGGCAAGCUCAGGAAAAGAUAGUGGAAAACAAGAGGGACUAUCAAAUACCGACACCAAGCACUCAACUGACAUUUCCAACGAUUCGAGUAAGAGCAGCACAGAUGGUGUUCCAGAGACUGCCAAGUCGAAGGGAACAGUUGAUCCAAACCCAAAGGUAUAGACACAAUUCAUUAGAACUCCAUUCUGUAGUUCAUAUACUCCUGCUUUACUGUGUCUCAAAUGUAUGUAGUGCUGACCAAUUUCAGUCCAAGGACAAGUAG